Molecule: messenger RNA, 2859 nt
Organism: Triplophysa dalaica
Lineage: Eukaryota; Metazoa; Chordata; Actinopteri; Cypriniformes; Nemacheilidae
Gene: dcbld1
Product: discoidin, CUB and LCCL domain containing 1
Exons: 15
Coding region: 159-2279 (706 amino acids)
Source: RefSeq, a predicted model, not a curated record
UCAUUCAAGACGUUUGGGGAGAGCGUGGGUUGCUGAUCCACGAACCACGAUCCACGCACACACGUACACGAGUUUUUUUUUCUGUAAACAUGCUGUCGUGAAGCUUCUCCAAUGCGUCCUCGCGAUUUAUUUUUACUUUACACCGGUUUGAAGCGGAGAUGUCUGGAUUCUCAUUACUACAUGGACUGAUCUUCGUCUGCUCGAUUUACCCGCUCGCGCUUGCCGAGAAACCGGAUGAUGGCUGUGGACAUUAUGUCCUGGGUCAAGAGAGUGGUGUGCUCUCCUCCAAGAACUACCCAGGAACCUAUCCAAACAACUCUUGGUGUGAGUGGCGAAUCCGCGUGCCCAUCGGUCACACCAUCAUCCUCAAAUUCGGAGACCUCAACAUGGAGAAGAAGGACUGCGAGUCGGACUACUUAGAGGUUCUGAAAGGAUCCAUUGGGACAGAAACCGUCUACUGGAAAUACUGUGGCGGUCCCAUGCCUAAGCCUGCCCAGCUUCACACAGAGUCCAGCGAACUGACCGUCCGCUUCCGAAGCAGCCAGCACAUCUCAGGAAGAGGAUUUCUGCUUUCAUACUCCACAGACAACCACAAAGAGCUGCUAACAUGCUUGGACAGAGGCAGCCAUUUCCAGGCUUCAAAGUACAGGAAGUUCUGUCCGGCCGGAUGUGGAGUGGUGACGGGAGACGUUUCUGGGGACGUUUCCCUGGGCUAUAGACAUACGUCUGUUCUGUGUAAAGCAGCGGUGCAUGCUGGGGUUAUCAUUGAUCAGUUUGGAGGACCAAUCACAGUAGAGGGGCGCAGAGGGCUCAGUCACUACCCUGCUGUAAGAGCCAAUGGCAUCCAAUCCAAAGAUGGAUCCUUGUCUGAAACCCUCUUCACGUUUGUCACAAAUGACUGUGAGAAACGGGCGGUUCUUCAGACGGUGGGAGUCAUCACCAGCUCCUCGUGGCAUAAUGUCACCUCGGAUGGGACAGAAGUUGACUGGUUCCCUAACAGCACCCACCCGUCCAUCUCUGAAGACCCCUGGGCCGCCGAAGUUGCUAACAAUCCACUGUGGCUCCAGAUCGACCUUGGAGAAAAGAGAAAGAUCACAGGUAUUUUGACAACAGGCUUGUCUAUUGGGGACAUUGAAUAUUUUGUGAAAAACUACAAGAUUGAGUACAAAGAAAGGAACCGCUGGAGGACUUUUGUCCAGUACAACAGCUCUGAUGAUAUGCUUUUUGACGGAAAUUCGGACAGCUUCCUUCGAAAGCGCAACACAUUCCAUCCGUCCAUCUUAGCUCGAGUUCUUCGUGUCAUACCUCAGCGGUGGCACAGAGGAAUUGCCAUGAGAGUUCAGCUCCUAGGUUGCCCUUAUAUCAAACCCACCCCAGUGAAUUCUUCUCAGGUGACACAGGAAGCCCUGCCAACGCAACCCAUUCAGAACAUGACCAAACCGGUUGCUUCUCAGGCUGAUCUGGUUCAUCUGAUUGUAAUAAUCGUACCCAUUGUAUUGCUUUUCAUCCUUAUGUUGGUGGGGAUCUGUGUGGUUAAAGUGCUCUACAGUAAGAAGACAAAAGAGGACACGUACGGCUCCGCGGAUGCACAUCACACGGGCUGCUGGAGGCAGAUAAAACAGCCCUUUGCCAGACACCAGUCCACAGAGUUCACCAUCAAAUACAACACUGACAAGGAUCCCAUCCAGACAUUGGACCUGGUUACCAGCGCAAUGGCAGCCGAGUACCAGCAGCCGCUGAUGCUUGGCACGGACACGGUGUCUAGAAAAGGCUCGACAUUCCGGCCCAUGGACACGGACGCCAAAGACAUCGAGGCUACAUCUCACUAUGACCACUUGCAGACAGGAAUCCAGUAUGCCCUGCCGCUGACCAAUCAGGAGCCGGAGUACGCCACGCCCAUCAUCGAGCGCCACGCCUUCCGCAAAGAUCCCUUCCUAGCGGAUCCCAGCUACUGCGUUCCUGGGGUGGUACUCAACAAAAGCCCAUCUUUUCGAGCUGUGGAGGGGAGUAACUGUAGGAAAGUGAUCGGAGGGCUGGCCGGAGGAUAUCAGACGCCCCAGGUCAAAGGGAAUUGCUCUGACAUCUACGACAGCCCAAAAAUCCGGAAGCCUGUUAGACAGAAUGGAAGUUUGAAGUACCAGAGACCCCAAAUAAAAGCCCCCUUGAAGGAGUGCUAUUCAACUCCAAGAGACUGCGUGAGACUGACCUUCACCGGUCCCAGACCGGACCCGGAGGGCAGUAGAUCGGACCCGGAGGGCAGCAGCUCGGACGGAACCUGAGCAGAGCUUUACUGUGACGUGUCUGAUUUAUCACCGAAAUCACCUCCGGACUCCUCUGUUAACUUAUUUGUAUGCCAGGGAAGCUUUGUUUUAUAUUUUUGAAGUCAGUGGAGCCCGUUUGAUUCGUAUUUUGUUUUGUUUAUGUGACACGCAUCGUCUUAAAUCGUUGCUUUUUUAUUUCUCUUGUUUAUUGGAGCAUUUUGGGGUUUUAUAAAUGCUUCGUCAGGACCGGAGAGAGCAGUAAUGUGUGGAAAUAUGCAGAAGUUUGUUCCCUCAACUGUGAAAGUGAGCCAGAUGUUUAUGUACGUAUACAAUGUGAUAAUUUCAUUGUUAUUCGACUCGGGUCUACACGUUAAAAGGAUAAUUCACGCAAAAAUGAUAAUCAUGUCAUUGACGCCAAAUUUGGAUUUCUUUCUUUUGCAGAACACAAAAGAUAUUUUGCAGAAUGUAAAACAUAGUCCCUCAGUGACCUGCAUCGUAUGUAUCUAAACACUUUCUCAAAGUAUUUUCUUUUGUGUUCCACAGAAGAGUCAUAUACAGGUUUGAAUGACAUAAGGGUGAAUAAAUGACAGAAUUUUUA